GCACUGCGCAGCAUUUCCGGUUCCGGCCGCGGCGGGAGCGCCGCCGUGUCCCCGGAGGGACGGCGGGGCCCGGGCGGUGGCAGCGGCGGUGACAGCGGGCACGGCCGCGCCGGGCACAGCCAGCGCCGCGCUCCCCGCGCCGCCCGGGCCGCGCCGCCGCUCCCCCGGGCCGGGCGGGCUCGGGGUCACCUUCAUGGGCGGGCGGGAGCGCGCGGCGCUGCCCGGGGCCUGCUGAGGCGGCGAGGCGGAGGGACCGGGAGCGGCACCGGGAGCGGGAGCGAUGUUCGUGCAGGAGGAGAAGAUCUUCGCGGGGAAGGUGCUGAGGCUCCAUGUGUGCACCAUGGAGGGCGCCGAGUGGCUGGAGGAGGUGCCCGAGGACACCACGGUGGAGAAGCUCAAGGAGCGGUGCCUGAAGCACUGCCUUCCUGGGAGCUUGGAGGAUCCCAAAACUGUGACACAUCACAAGCUGAUCCAUGCUACUUCUGAGAAGGUGCUGACAGACACCAAAACAGUGUUGGAGGAGAACAUUCAGGACAGAGAUGUGCUGCUGCUGGUCAAGAAGCGCGCGCCGACGCUGCUCCCCAAGAUGUCAGAUGUGGUUGCAGAGGAGAAAAGGAAGCAGGAGCAGAAGGCUCCUGACAAGGAUGCCAUCCUCAAAGCCACUGCCAACCUGCCCGCCCGCAGCGUGGACCGCAGCGUGAGCCACCACAACAUGAGGGAUUUUCCUUUCUUGCAGUUCCAGACAGAGCUCCGGAAGAUUUUAGUGUCUCUCAUAGAAGUUGCACAGAAGUUGCUAGCCCUGAACCCAGAUGCAGUUGAACUGUUUAAGAAGGCAAAUGCCAUGCUGGAUGAGGAUGAGGAGGACAGGGUGGACGAGAUCGCGCUGCGCCAGCUCACUGAGAUGGGCUUCCCAGAGAGCAGGGCUGUCAAAGCCCUCAGGCUGAACCACAUGUCCGUGACCCAGGCCAUGGAGUGGUUGAUAGAACACGCCGAUGACCCUUCUGUGGAUGCUCCUCUGCCAGGUUCUGCUCCUGCAGAAGCCCCAGCUGAAGGUGCUGCCUCCUCUGCUGAGGCAGCUGCGGGGCCCAGCUCGGAGGAGGGCGGGGAGGAGGCCAAGGAUGAGCUGACGGAAAUCUUCAAGAAGAUCCGGAGGAAAAGAGAAUUUCGUCCAGACCCACGGGCUGUCAUUGCCCUGAUGGAGAUGGGAUUUGAUGAGAAGGAAGUGGUGGAUGCACUCAGAGUGAACAACAACCAGCAAAAUGCAGCUUGUGAGUGGCUGCUGGGAGACAGAAAACCUUCUCCAGAGGACUUAGAUAAGGGCAUUGACACCAACAGCCCUCUCUUCCAAGCCAUCUUAGAAAACCCAGUGGUACAGUUAGGGCUCACCAACCCUAAAACUCUACUAGCCUUCGAGGAUAUGCUUGAAAACCCCCUGAACAGCACUCAGUGGAUGAACGAUCCCGAGACGGGGCCGGUGAUGUUACAGAUCUCCCGAAUCUUCCAGACACUGAACCGCACGUAGAGGGAGCUGCCAGUGCACUGUGCCACUUCCCCCUGGCCCUCACUCCCCCUCCACCUCCACGGGAGGCUGCCCGGAUGGUUGGGAAGGGGUGGAGGGAGGGAGGGAUGGAUGGGGGAGAUCCUGGCUGGAGGGGUCUCUCACACGAGAGCUUUCGUAGUUAUGGCCAACAGGAGUGAGUUGCCUUGUGGAUUUAGUGUUAGUGGAAGAGGUUUGAGGAUUUGUUCAUGUUUUCAGGUCUUAGGUUUAAAAUAAAGUAUAUAUAUUAAAAAAAAAUAGGAAAAAGGUUUUGUGAAAACACUUAAGAAUCUGAUUGUUGGAAAGAAAUAUUGCUCGUUCAAAAGGCCUGUGACAGUUUUCUGGCCAGUUCUGCUAGGAUCUGGCUGGUGUUUACAAAAGGUCACUGACCACUAGCAUAGGAUUAUUAAUCAUCUCCAUACAGUAUUAAUUUAUAGCUCUUAUCAAAUUGCAAAACUGCUUUUUAAAAAAUAAAAUAAAAAUUGAUUCUUAGGAAAUGUUUUUUAAAAGCCCAAAUCUUGGGAGAGCAAGCACAUUUCUAUCUGAGCUUGUUUAUCUGGCAUUCUAAUUUAAGCAGAAUCAUUCAGAGAUGGAAUUCUAAUAAAUAGCAUUACUUUUUCCUAUUUAUUUGCUGCGUUAGUGUUGUUGCAGUCCCACUGGGGUUGUCCUUGCAGGAGGUUCUCUGUCAGGUACCAUAAAGGUGCAGGAUCUCUUUCACCACAGAAUUCACCACAUCAAGACUUGGAUUCCCGAGUGGCUGCAAUUCCUAAGCUCACACUCUGCCAUAUCCCAUUGCAAGGAGGGAUAUCUUCACACAGUGGGGUUUUUUUUUUCCCAUUUUUAUGUGCACAGUUUUGGCAAGGGGCUUGCUUUUCCAAAAAAAAAAAAAACAAGCAGCUGAAUUGCAUGGGGGGUUGCUGGGGUUCUGUAAAGCAGCAGAACCACACAGGUUUUUAUCUUGUUUAAGGUUAUUUAAAGCACGCUUGAAAUUGCUGUCUUUGAGUUAGAGGUGAGUUUUUCUUUAUGCUUAUUUUUACCAUGGUCAUACCAAGAAUGUCAGGCUGGGUCUCUCCUAUUUUGCCAGAAGACUGACUUGAGAUUUCAGAGAGGAAUUCUGAGCUAUUAGGAACAGAACUCACUGUGGAUAUCCAGCUGGUGUUUAUGACUGGGCUCUGCAGGUGUUACUUUUUUAGCAGCCUGCUA
Molecule: messenger RNA, 2740 nt
Organism: Motacilla alba alba
Lineage: Eukaryota; Metazoa; Chordata; Aves; Passeriformes; Motacillidae
Gene: UBAC1
Product: UBA domain containing 1
Exons: 10
Coding region: 281-1522 (413 amino acids)
Molecular function (GO): protein binding
Source: RefSeq, a predicted model, not a curated record